Messenger RNA from Cylicocyclus nassatus, 3268 nucleotides. The record is from the annotation of a GenBank genome assembly. Lineage: Eukaryota; Metazoa; Nematoda; Chromadorea; Rhabditida; Strongylidae.
CAGAUGCCGUAAUUAUCAAAUCGCUCAAAUCAAUCUGGAUCGUCCUAAAGAAGCUGCCUAGACUAUGAACAAAUCGCAUCUCAGUCGGACGAACAAUCCGCAUGCGGUUGUGACCGCAAACGACAUCGGAAGUUUUGUCUCUGUUCGCGGUGUAGGCAAAGGAAUUCUGCAUUAUGUUGGAGAAGUUCACGGCAGAGAGGGGCUCUAUUGUGGUGUCGAGUUGGAAACACCAACUGGAAAACAUGAUGGAACUUAUCAGGGUGUCGUUUACUUUGUGUGCCCACCGUACCACGGCAUCUUUGCUCCGUUAUAUCGAGUGGAACUCGACGAAAUCGACGAUGUUCCUAUGUUGACCGCUUCGCAGACCGCCAAAACUACGGAGAGAUUGUCCCGUUCGGCUCUACCAGCUCUACAACUUCGAAACGUAUUUCGGCCUGAGGAUCCAAUGCAAGCAUCAAUCGUUUCCGAACAAAUGAUGGAAGGAUCGACAUUCUCGAACGUUUCGUGGGGCGAUCCGGAUGCGUCAAUGUUGUGCUCUAAUACCACAUAUAUCAUCCCACCAGGGCGUAGUGCCUUGCUUGAGCCUGAAGAAUGUGAUUUGAUGAGCAUUUCUGCGCCGAAAUCGAUCCUACACGUAGAUCGAGCGGAGGAUAGACGAGAGGAAGAAGCCGUAUUAGGUACGUCAAUAGUUUUGGACGAGUCACGUGUUGGCGUCGAGAAUCUUCCGGUUGUUGAAGACGAUGACGUUGAUGACGAUGACGAAGAUGAUCUGCAAACACCCCUAGUCGAAACUCAACAAUGGCAACCUUCGUUGACGAAAUUUGCCCCACCGCCUUCGAUUCUGGAAUCCUCCGUUGUGGUGACGCCACCAUCGGCUCCCCCAGCUAAUGUGUUACAAGAGAAGACACUUAAUGUUUCUCCAGUACGAGCGAAUUCGAGACAAUCCGACGACACCGGUUACAAUGGCGAAAGUGAUGCCAGUCGUAUGGAGCAUGAAGACCGUAUUCGUGCAUUGAGCAAACCUAAACGAGUGACCGCUAAGAAAGAGACAUUACCGGUAACGCGACGACGUACCCAGCAACGGAUCUCACCUCCCCAUAAGGAAGACGACCAUACGCCGGAGAAAUCGCCGAAGCCCCGUAGAAGAAGAAUGGAAAAAGAGCCUCCUCCACCGCCGAAAUUUCCCGUGAAACCUAAGCCACCAUCGAAACAUCAGCUAAUGAUGGAAGCUAUCAAGGCCUCCAUUGAAGCGGAUAAACAUAAGCCGAAGAAAGAAAUAAAAUCUCGAAUUUCAUUACUGCCACCGCCACGAGCUCCACCUCCACCACACAGCGAGAAUGGCACAGACGAAAAAAUGUCGGAAACCCCAAAGCGAGUUACCAAACAUCCUUUGAAGAGUGUGAACGCUAUGCCACCAAAGCCAGCGGAACCGCGACCAAAAAAGGAACGUAAACCGCUUUAUGUGCCUCCACCUCCGAAAGAGCGUAAAGAAGUGAAGACAUCGACACCAAAUGUGAAAGCAACCGAAAAGCACAUUGAGACUCCGAAUGUCUCUAGGAUUGAGGAUACACCAGCUCGUCUUGGAAAAAGCAAACCGCAGUUCCCAACGUCGUCAUUUGCAGGUGGAAGGCCGAUGGUAAAAACGCGGCAUAGCUCUACGAAGCUGAAUGGUACAGCAGCACCCACAGAGAUCUCAAAUACCGAAAAAUUGCAACGACUGCGAUUCGCCACCCGAGCUUUUGAUGCGAUUUGUAUACUUAUCGCUAAGUCAGAAGCGGAACGUGAACGAACGCGGCGAGAACUGGAGGAAGCGAAUGAGAAAAUUGCUCGACAAACAGAAAUCCUCGAAGAUUUGCGGUCAUGUCUGGGUCAACGCGAAAAAUUACAUCACGACGAUUUGGAGCGACAUAAAAAUCACAACGAACAAGUGGCCAGAUCUCAUGCUGACACUGUCGAACGACUCAAGGAACGUUAUGAAGCGCAGUUGGCUGAAAAAGCAAAGGAGAAUGACAGAGCUCUAGAAGAUGAAAGAACCAGACAUGAAGCCGAGCUGGAAGCGAUGAGCCGGAGACAUCAAAAGGUUGUCAUUUCUUUGGACGAGAAAAUUGCCGAAGGAGAAAAGAUGGUCGAGAAAUUGACAGCCGAUAAGAAAGCGCUUCAAAUUGCUCUGGCAAAUGACAGCGACCAGCGUAAUCAGAUGCUUACCAAGGAGAUCAACUCGUUACAAACAGCUUUGGAGUUCAAAAGUAGCGAAAUGAAAGAUCUACGACAGAAGUAUCAACAGGUGGCGUUGCGUGUAGAAGAGAUCCCGAUAAAAGAACUUGAGAUCACAAAACUCAAACACAAAGUCAUUGAGCUGAAGCAAGCCCUAGAUCAGAAGCUGAGCUAUGAAAAGAUACUAGUCCAUCAGAAUGAAGAACUCAAGCGACAACAAUUGGCAAUUGAGGAAGAACGUGAAAGCAUGCAACGAAGCUUUGAUGUGAUGGUUUAUCGCUAUGAAACUGGUGAUGAACUUGAUCAAAGCAUUGGUUCUCAGAAACAGAAACAAACUCCAGCGAAAGUGCAGUUCCGUUCACGAUCGAGCAAUUCGGAUCGGCCACAAAGCGCGAGACUAUCUCAGAUCUCCUGUGAUAUGGACCGAUCAGCAGAUCGUGAUUCGUUAAUUCGAUCUACCGUAUCCAUGUACGCGUCCCAAGUUCAACUCCCAGAUAAUCACGCCGACGAUGUUAUCUACGCGCCAGAUGAGAUAAUUACCAGUAGUGUUGUUUACAACAAUCGUGCUCCGACCUCAUCGUACUGCUCCAGAGAUGACGUUGAACGGAGUGUGAACGGGAAUCUCCAUAUGCAAGCGGAUUCCGGCAUAGGAUUAUGAUGUGCGUCAUACGUGUCAUUUGAUCUCAGUAUUCUUUAAAUGCCGACUAACUCUUCAGUACUUGUUUGUUUGUUUGUUUGUUUUUACUCAAAUUUGCAUUGAUCUACUCGAUCAUUACCUGCAACAGCCAUGUUCAUGAUGAAAUGACAAUUAUUGUUGGUUUUUACCAUGCCGUCUAGCCUUUUAUAUCUUAAGCGCGCUUUGUGUGCUUUCCUCUGCUCUUUAGGAAGAAACCACUGAUUUGCUUCGUAGAGAAACUUCUCGUUUGCGCCUCUCACUACCAGCACAGCCUAUUCUACCUAUUCUCUCUCCCCAGUGUGCGCGUGUUGUCAUUUCGUUUUGUUUUCUUUCUCUAGCAUUUGACAGAAUGAUUUGUGACAAAUCGUUUACAUUGAA